This is a messenger RNA of Plutella xylostella (diamondback moth), 741 nucleotides long. The record is from RefSeq and is a predicted model, not a curated record. NCBI's taxonomy places the organism in Eukaryota, Metazoa, Arthropoda, Insecta, Lepidoptera, Plutellidae.
UUGAUAAACAGUUGUCCCCUACACUUUCAUAGAAAUCAAGCAAAUGACUGACUAGAGUUUGCACCAGCCAUGGCGCAGGAGCUUCGACGUCGUCUCCCCAGGAGGCACGCAGCGCCAAGGAGCAGCAAACACCUGGUCCUGGAAAGUAUCAAGGGCAUAAGCAAGGAGUAUUGCGCUGAAUCUUCCAUAUGUGGAUUAAAGCAUCUCGUCGAUGUAAACAUACCUUACUUCGAGAGAGUAAUCUGGGCGGUGACGAUGGUGGGGGCCCUCAUCUGCUCGGUGUCACUCGUGUGGAUGACCUUCACCCGCUACUACAUGGCGCCGCUCGUCACCACGCAGGUGCCCGAAGGAAUCUCUGUAAGUGAAAUCAUCUUCCCCGCUGUGGGCAUAUGCUCCACAAACAGGAUCAGCAAGAAGGCUGUCACAGAGUUAGCUAAGGAACUGUUGCAGCAACCCCGUAACAAGGGGUACAAUGAAUCUGAGAUGAUGUCCAUGUUACUGGGUCUUGGCCAGCUGUAUGACCUGCAAAUGAUCUCGUCAGCGACGCUCUCAGAUCCUGAGCAACUACAUGACAUCCUGGGUGACUACGAUACUAAGACCCUCAUGAGAAAUGUACGUACCAAUCAUCUUAUUAUACGAAAAGCGAUGAAUUGCUCGGAGCUGUUCGACUUCCGAAUGACGAUGAACGGCUACUGCUGCACCUUCAACUACUUGCGGGACUCCGAGGAGUUUGAUGAGUAA